UUGCAAAAGAAUGUACCGUGAACGUGGCUUAUGAAUUUCGUCACUCACGUUCUUUCACCGUCAGCCACCACGCGAACAAAAACGAAUUACCGGCGAACAUAUGUGAAUAAUAUGUAAACGCACACACCUCAUAUAAAUGAGAAACCUUUCCUCCCUAUUUCAUAAGUGUAGUGUACUUAGUAAACUUUUGCCAGUUGUCGUAACACCGCGCCGCCUGUCGCACCAGCUGCAGCAGUGGGGCAGCAACAAAGUCCACAGGAAGAUUAAAAUACCCAAUCCUCUUCGUGAAAUAAUCAUGGCUGACCCCAAGAUCGAGGAAAUCCUGGCGCCGCUCCGCGCGAGCGUGAAAGAGCAGGGUGAUUUAGUGCGUAAACUGAAAGAAGAGAAGGCACCCGAAAUCGACGUGAAGAAAGCCGUCGCCGAGCUCAAAGCGAGAAAGAAAAUUUUAGAAGACAAGGAACUGGCGCUGGCGCCUACUGAAGAAUCUUUCGAUCGCUCCAAGAUGGAAGAUCUCAUCAAGAGAAGAUUCUUUUACGACCAAUCUUUCGCUAUCUACGGAGGUAUCACUGGCCAGUUCGACUUCGGGCCGAUGGGCUGCGCGCUGAAAAGCAACAUGAUCCAGCUGUGGAGGAAGUACUUCAUUCUCCAUGAGCAAAUGUUGGAAGUGGACUGUUCCAUUCUCACACCAGAGCCUGUACUGAAGGCUUCUGGGCAUGUGGAGAGAUUUGCUGACCUGAUGACUAAAGAUGUGAAAUCUGGAGAAUGCUUCCGCUUGGACCACUUGAUCAAGGCGCAUUUAGAGAAAAUCAAGAGUGAGAAGAACACAAAACCUGACCUCAAAGCAGAGAUUGAAGAUAUCCUUGUGAAGCUUGAUGGCAUGACUGCUGAUGAGAUGGCUGCACUGAUGAAGAGGUUUGAAAUGAAGUCUCCAAUCAGCGGGAAUGAGCUGACACCACCAAUUGAGUUCAAUCUCAUGUUCAAUACUCAGAUUGGCCCAUCGGGUCUUAUCAAGGGCUUCCUCAGACCUGAAACUGCCCAAGGCAUCUUUGUUAAUUUCAAGCGUCUCCUAGAAUUCAACCAGGGUCGCCUACCAUUUGCUGCAGCACAGAUUGGCAACUCAUUCAGAAAUGAGAUCUCUCCCCGCUCUGGCCUGCUCAGAGUGAGAGAAUUUACCAUGUGUGAGAUUGAGCACUUUUGUGACUCCAAAGACCAUCCCAAGUUUGAGGCAGUCAAGGACACUAAGAUGCUCUUGUACUCUGCUGACAACCAGGAGCAGGGGCGGCCAGCUGAAAUUGUCACUAUCGGAGAAGCUGUGGCCAGAGGCACAGUCAACAAUGAGACCCUUGGGUACUUCAUGGCCAGAAUUCAUUUGUACCUGUUAGCAGUAGGUAUCGAUGCUAACAAGCUUAGGUUUAGGCAGCAUAUGGGCAAUGAGAUGGCACACUAUGCCUGUGACUGCUGGGAUGCUGAAUGCCUGUCUAGUUAUGGCUGGAUUGAGUGUGUCGGCUGUGCUGAUAGAUCUGCCUAUGACUUGACACAACACACUAAAGCUACUGGUGUCAGAUUAGCUGCCGAAAAGAAACUGCCAGCUCCUAAACAAAUAGUAGUAGUAGAAGCAGUCGCUAACAAAGCUGCUAUUGGCAAAGCUUUCAAGAAAGAUGCUAAAGUAAUCAAUGACACCCUGGCAGCCAUGGAUAAUGCCACUUUGGACCAACUACAGAAGGAACUGAAUGCAGAAGGAGCCUACAAUCUCAUUACCCCUAAUGGUGAAUUCAAGCUUACUGCCGAUCUUGUCAGUGUCAAGAAGUCAGAAAAGACGAUUCAUGUAGAAGAGAUCAUACCCAGCGUGAUUGAGCCAUCAUUUGGGGUUGGUAGGAUUUUAUAUUGCUUGUUGGAGCACAAUUUCAAGAUGCGCGAAGGUGAUGAACAGAGGACGUACUUCUCGCUGCCCGCAACCGUCGCUCCCAUGAAGUGCGCAGUGCUGCCUCUGAGCGGCAACGCCGAGUUUCAACCGUUUGUUCGUGAGCUCUCUCAGGAGUUAACAUCUGCAGAUGUGUCCCACAAAGUCGACGAUUCCUCCGGCUCGAUCGGCCGCCGCUACGCACGCACAGAUGAGCUUGGCGUGCCAUACGCCAUCACCGUCGACUUUGACACGACGAACGAGCCUCAUACGGUGACCUUGAGAGAGCGGGACAGCAUGUCGCAGGUCCGACUCCCUCUGGCCGACGUCCCGAACGUCGUCCGUGACCUGUCCAACAGCAAGAUCUCCUGGGCCGAUGUUGAGGGGAAAUAUCCUAAAUUCGAGCAGCAAGAGACCAAGGGAGCGGCCGCGUAGUACGAGGCAUUCUGACGCAAACAGAUGUUUGUCCAAGUGUCCUAUGUGACGCAAUCGAGGUGCACUCUCCUAUAAUGUUAGCUUAAGCUUAAUUGCGCAUUUGUUUCAGAAUUUUCACCUACAUAAUCAUAUUUUCAGUUGGAACAAUCUUUGUAUUUAUUUUGCAGUCUACAAAUAAACAUAAAAUUACAUUA
Messenger RNA from Cydia fagiglandana, 2529 nucleotides. It is a transcript of the gene GlyRS, whose product is annotated as glycine--tRNA ligase. The record is from RefSeq and is a predicted model, not a curated record. Gene Ontology annotation, cellular component: cytoplasm; mitochondrion. Gene Ontology annotation, biological process: mitochondrial glycyl-tRNA aminoacylation. Bases 137 to 2335 code for a protein of 732 amino acids. The transcript has a single exon. NCBI's taxonomy places the organism in Eukaryota, Metazoa, Arthropoda, Insecta, Lepidoptera, Tortricidae. Gene Ontology annotation, molecular function: ATP binding; glycine-tRNA ligase activity.